CUUGGCUUUCGUUGUGCCCACUUGAGAUACCGACAAGAUGGUAUUUGAACUCCGAGGUUCGAAGCUCGUGGCAGUGAUUCUGCUGGCUUCGGGGCUGGACUUCUUGCUUUUUGGAUAUGAUCAGGGACUCUUCGGCGGGAUUCUGGGUGGUCAACGCUUUCAGGAUAUGCUUGGGAACCCCGGUUCCACGAUGACGGGUCUCGUCACUGGAGUCUACGAUCUCGGCUGUGCCACCGGUGCCGUAGCAGCUUUCGUCUGGGGAGAAAAAAUCGGACGGCGACGCAGUAUUAUCUUUGCGAAUUUCGUCGUCAUCGUUGGAGCCACGAUCCAGACGGCAAGCUUUUCGUACGCACAGAUGGCCGUCUCGAGAGUGAUCGCAGGGGUCGGUGUCGGCUUGUCGACAGUGGCUGUGCCGAUUUUACAAUCCGAGACACUGCCAUCACACAACCGUGGUGCACUUCUAGUCGUGCAAUCCGCUCUGAUUAUCAUCGGGGUUGCCAUCGCUUCGUGGCUCUGCUUCGGCUGCCUGUACGCCGACUCCAGCUUGCAGUGGAGAUUCCCGAUUGCGUGCCAGAUCCUCUUCUCCCUCCUGGUCCUGCUCUGCUGCCCCUUCAUCCCAGAAACGCCAAGAUGGCUCGCCAAGCACGGGCGCACCGACGAGGCUCGCCACGUCAUCUCUCGCCUUCUCGAUAAGCCGGAGGAGGACCCAGAAGUCAAGGGCCAGCUGAACGAGAUUCUCGAAGCCAUCGCAACGGAGGACCAAGAUGGCGAGCCAACCUGGACCGAGGUCUUCUCCAACGCUACCAAGACUCGCACUUUGCAGCGUGUCCUGCUCGGCAUGGGCCCAUUCAUGAUGAAUCAGUGGUCUGGUAUCAACGCCCUCUGCUACUACCUCGCCUACAUCCUCAAGUCAUACCUCGGCUUUAGCAGCUCCAUGUCUCUGAUCCUCGCCUCGGUUGCCUUCACUCAGUAUGCCGUCUUCUCCUGGCCACCAUACUUCUACAUCGACAGGAUCGGUCGCCGAUGGACAGUCAUCUGGUCCAGUAUCGGUUGCGCGAUUUGCAUGGCUGUCAUUGCCGGCUGUCUCAUCAAGCAAUCGCAUUCCAGCGCCGCUGCUGCCGUGGCAUUCAUGUUCCUGUACCUCGACUGCUUCACCCUCGGUAUCCUUCCAGUCUCUUGGUCCUACAGUGCUGAGAUCCAGCCUCUGCGUGUCCGAAACAAGGCCACCGCAGUGGGUGUUUUCAGCCACUGGUCAUCCAACUUCGUCGUGGUAAUGGUCACCCCAAUUGGUCUGGACCACAUUAGCGGCAAUUACUUCUGGAUCUGGGCCAUCGUCUGCGCCAGUUUCGUGCCUCUCACUUAUUUCUUCGGCGUCGAAACUUCUGGUCGCUCUCUCGAGCAGAUCGAUGAAAUUUUCUACAACAGCCCAAGAGCCCUGAUGGGUUUGGACAAGGAGGCCACAAGAGUCAUCCAUGCCACUGCUGCGGAUGAGGAGCACCGCUACAGGGAGUUCGCUGUUUCCGCAGAGAAGCGCAUGAGUGUGGUUGAGCAAAUUAGCGUUCAUGAGGAGAAGAACUAG
This is a messenger RNA of Pseudocercospora fijiensis CIRAD86, 1579 nucleotides long. RefSeq lists its product as uncharacterized. Gene Ontology annotation, biological process: transmembrane transport; carbohydrate transport. The record is from RefSeq and is a predicted model, not a curated record. Gene Ontology annotation, cellular component: membrane. Gene Ontology annotation, molecular function: carbohydrate:proton symporter activity. NCBI's taxonomy places the organism in Eukaryota, Fungi, Ascomycota, Dothideomycetes, Mycosphaerellales, Mycosphaerellaceae. Bases 38 to 1579 code for a protein of 513 amino acids. The transcript is spliced from 3 exons.